CGGCCCCGCGGCGGUCAGGCCGGGACAGGGCGGGCAGGCGGACCGGGGCGGGGCCGUCGGCGGCGCUUUAAGAGGAAGCGCGGACAGGCAGAGACUGCCCGCCUGGCCGGCAAGGAGGUCCCGCGCCAUGGAGGUCGCCCGCGACUACGCCGGAGUCCUCUUCAGGCCCCUGACAUUCAUGGGCUCGAAGACAAAGCAAGUGCUCCUCACGCCCCUCAUGCAGUCAGCUCGCCCCUUCCGGGUCUCCAACCAUGACCGCAGCAGCCGGCGCGGGGUGAUGGCCAGCACCCUGAAAGAACUCAUCAACAAGACUCUGGAAGCUCUGGUCAUCACCACUGGACUGGUCACGCUGGUGCUGGAGGAGGACGGUACCGUGGUGGACACAGAAGAGUUCUUCCAGACCCUAGGGGACAACACGCACUUCAUGAUCUUGGAAAAGGGACAGAAGUGGACACCGGGCAAGUACCUUCCAGCUUGUCAGCAGCCCAAGAGAUCGGGAAUCGCCAGAGUCACCUUCGACCUGUACAAGCUCAGCCCCAAGGACUUUAUGGGCUGCCUGAACAUAAAGGCCACCAUGUACGAGAUGUACUCCGUGUCCUACGACAUCCACUGCACAGGGCUCAAGGCCAUGCUGAGGAGCCUGCUGCGAUUCCUGUCCUACACCGCCCAGGUGACCGGCCAGCUCCUCAUCUACAUGGGCUCCUACAUGCUCGGCAUGCUGGGUGACACGGAGGAGCAGCCUUCUCUCAAGUCGCACUCCAGGGGCCGGUUCACGUGUGGCUAGGGGUGCGCGCCUCUGGGUCCAGAUGCUCCCUUUUCAAAUGGGUCUUGAAGUGCUCUCGUGUUGUUUACCUCCGCGGCUGGCUGCUGGUCACUGCUGCCCGGGGUGGGGGUGGGGUGCGGGGGCUGGGUGAAGGAAGGGGGUGUGAUGGUGUGAGAUGCAGCCUGUGAGGCGGGUGGCCCUGGAUGGGGAAGGGACAUGGCGGGAGGGGGGGGCUCUGGGGGCCAUGGCGAGGGACCAAAUGGCAGGUACAUCCAGGAGGAGCUGUUGGGUUCCUCACCUGCUACAAUAAACCCGUGCCCUGAA
Oryctolagus cuniculus (rabbit) is the source of this 1087-nucleotide messenger RNA. It is a transcript of the gene CIDEA, whose product is annotated as cell death inducing DFFA like effector a. Gene Ontology annotation, cellular component: lipid droplet. Gene Ontology annotation, biological process: regulation of apoptotic process; lipid storage; apoptotic process. The record is from RefSeq and is a predicted model, not a curated record. NCBI's taxonomy places the organism in Eukaryota, Metazoa, Chordata, Mammalia, Lagomorpha, Leporidae.